AUGAAGGAUAUUCGCAAACCAACCAUGUUCGGCCGAUGGGGGCCAAAGCGCAGCCCAAUUUCGCUUUCUCGAAGGCAACCACGAAAGGGAGAAGAGUCGAUCGUCUUAACAAGCAACCCUGUGAAACGCCACGUAAUCCUGCAGCCAUACGAGCGUUGUGAGCGUUGCGCGCUGCAUCCUUUGGUGCGGCCUUCCGGAAUCCCGACCGAGCGGGAUUCGCGCAACGCCGUCUCCGGUCGUGGGCGUCUGACUCGUCUUUUAACUCUCCUUGCCCCUACUCCGAACCCCGUGUGUAUGCAUCAAGCGUGUCUGAACUCCGACAUGCAGAACAACACCAGUAUCGCCCAGUAUGGCCAGGCAUGCCUGAAUUGCGCCCGUGCCAAGUGUAAGUGUGUUAUGAGUGGGAUCGGGAGUCGGGGGUGCGAUAGAUGUCGCCGCCUGCAGAAAGCCUGCAGCCCAGCGCCCAGAUUGCGCAAGCGGAAGGCGCCGUCGAAGACGGAGCUUCUGGAGCAGAAAGUGGAUGAUCUGAUGGCAUUGUUGAGACCGUCCGAACCCUUGCCACAAUUACCGCCACAAGCAUCUGAUAGCCUCCCGGCAUAUCCAUCGCCUUCUUCUUUUAGCAGAACAAAUGAAGAGGAUUUGUCCAAUACCAGUAGCAGCGUGCCAGAGUCGCCGUCGAGCUCGGUUGUUCCUGACUUGACCUCGGACGAGGAAGAAGAGGUCCUCAGGGUUUUCCGGACCGAGAAGCUCCCAUGGAUGCCAAUCAUGCACAUCUCGGAAGAUACGCGGCCCAUAGACCUGAAGACCGAGUCUCCCUUUGUAUGGUUAUGCAUCACGGCCUUUCAGAAUAGGUGCACGUCCCAUACCCGGAUUUUGUGCGAUCGGGUCCGCUCAGAGGCCGGCAGGAGAAUGAUGCUCGAGUGCGAGAAAUCUCUUGAUCUAUUGCAGGGCGCUUUAAUCUAUCUGGCCUGGGUCACCUUUUCUUGCCCUUCGGACAAAACCUCGCUUUGCACCUAUACACAGAUGGCGCAAGCCAUGCUUUUCAACCUCCGUCUUCAGAAGCCUCCGCCUCUAGAUGCAAACCAUGCUCUUCCCACCUGCAACAUCGCUGGCCAUUUCACUCACCGUAUUAUGCAGGUGUCGCUAGUUCGCACCAUGAACGAGCGAAGGGCCCUGCUUGGGUGUUAUCUCAUCAGCUCAGCUGUCUCCCAGUUCGUAGGCCUCAUCGAACCAAUGGCGUGGACCCCACAUAUGACGGAGUGUCUGGAUGUACUCUGCGCGAGUAUGGAGACCCCUAACGACGUAGUUUUGGUGCAGCUGGUGUCGACACGGCGCAUUAAGGACACCAUCCCGAUGGGGACUUGGAACUCCAACGAUCCCAAUCCGACCAUGCGCGCUCCUUAUGCUUGGCAUGUCAAGGCUCUUGAAUCGCAGCUGACCGACCUAACAAGUCGUAUGCCCCUUCAUCUUCACCAUAACAAAAUUGUGAUGCUUUUCCUUCAACAUCUCAAGGUGGCUUUAUACGAGACCGCACUCUUGAGCGCCCCAACAGAGCCAUGCAACGACAUCGAUAUCAAUCGGCUCGAUCAUCUGUACACUUGCUUGAACGCUAUCAAAGAGUUCUCAGAUAUCAUCCUGAGUUUCUCGCCCACCAUGUACCCCAACCUCUCCAUGCCCAUCUACAUCCUCAUGUCGCACUGUUUCAUCACCCUAUUCCGUCUCUCGAUGUUCGACUACCCAGGAUGGGACAAGGAGGCCGUCCGUCGCGAUGUCGACCUGCUAGCCAUUACCGAGCAGUUGGCAGAGCGGAUGCUUCAAGUACCGGCGUUAAUCGGCAUCAACAAUGACGGGACGUACCUGGAUACGUGUACAAGAUUUGCCGACAAGAUCCUAAAGCUUCGGGUGGGGUGGGAGUCACGCAUGGCAGGUGUGCCCGAGGAAAGUGAGCCCGGAACGCUGGACCCCAUGGUAGCGAUUGAUUCGAAGUUUGAUCCCUGGGCUGAUACCUCGUGGUUGUCGGGGGCUUUAAUGUCGGGGGCGUUUUUUUGA
Messenger RNA from Aspergillus affinis, 2049 nucleotides. RefSeq names its product transcription factor domain-containing protein. Gene Ontology annotation, biological process: regulation of DNA-templated transcription. Bases 1 to 2049 code for a protein of 682 amino acids. NCBI's taxonomy places the organism in Eukaryota, Fungi, Ascomycota, Eurotiomycetes, Eurotiales, Aspergillaceae. The record is from RefSeq and is a predicted model, not a curated record. Gene Ontology annotation, cellular component: nucleus. Gene Ontology annotation, molecular function: zinc ion binding; DNA-binding transcription factor activity, RNA polymerase II-specific; transcription cis-regulatory region binding. The transcript has 6 exons.